This is a messenger RNA of Podarcis lilfordi (Lilford's wall lizard), 10980 nucleotides long. The record is from the annotation of a GenBank genome assembly. NCBI's taxonomy places the organism in Eukaryota, Metazoa, Chordata, Lepidosauria, Squamata, Lacertidae.
CCGGCCAGCAGGGGGCGCCCGACUCCAGCGGGCGAAUCAGGCGCCUGCGCAGGCAGCCCCUCGCGAGGGGUCCUUCGGCUGCCGCCCCUCCGAGAGGGAGAGAGAGGGAGCAAGAUGGCGGCCGCGAGGCGGUUGGCGGCGGCGGCGCUGGGCAGCCGGUAGGUGACUGCGUCCGUGCCGCCCCCCCCCCCGUCGUGGCUUCUUUCCCCCGGCCUGGGGAGGGAACGACAGCCCCCCCCGCACACUUCACAGAAUAUAUUUAUUUUAAAGGGGGGGAGGUGUUUGGCUUUUAAACGGGGCAGCCUGUCCUGCCUCGCGGGGUUGUUGUGAGAGGCGAAGGGCCGCUUGUGUUGGGCCCCCUUCCGAGGGGAGGUGGGCUCCGGAGGCAAGGAAAGGGCGGUGGGAUUCUGUGUGGCCUGAUCCCCCUCGGGGUCUCUGCGGGGUCGCCUGGACUCAGGGCCAGAUUUACGUAUAAGAUAAACAAGCUGUAGCUUAGGGCCCCACUCUCUUGGGGCCCCCCCCCAAAAAUUAAAGAAAACAAAGUCUGGGUGUACAUUUCCAAAAUAUAAGUUCAACAAUUACUUCGAUAAAAUACGUAUUUUGUUAUGUGCGAAUUGCUUUCGAUACCUAUUAGGUCCAUAAAUUACCAUAUAGCAUACGUUUAACACACAAAAACAGCGACAAUUUGUUGUUGACAAAGGACAGCUGGACAUAAAAAGGGCCCCUUUACCUUCAGUAGCUUAGGACAGGGGUAGGGAACCUAAGGCCCCGGGGGACGGUCCGAGAAUCAGCGUGUUUUUACAUGAGUAAAAUGUGUGUUUUUAUUUAAAAUGCAUCUCUGGGUUCUUUAUGGGGCCUGCCUGGUGUUUUUACAUGAGUAGAAUGUGUGCUUUUAUUUAAAAUGCAUCUCUGGGUUCUUUAUGGGGCCUGCCUGGUGUUUUUACAUGAGUAGAUUGUGUGCUUUUAUUUAAAAUGCAUCUCUGGGUUAUUUGUGGGGCAUAGGAAUUCGUUCAUUACCCCCCCCCCCCAAAUAUAGUCCGGCCUCCCAUGAGGUCUGAGGGAUAGUGGACCGGCCCAUGGCUGAGAAAGGUUGCUGACCCCUGACUUAGGACCUCAUGAAUCCUAAAUCUGACCCUGGCUGCCGUCCCCAGCCACAGCAGGCAGGGCCAAGAAGCCUUGGGGUGGGGUGACCUUGGGCGGCUUUCAACAGCCACACCGACCUUGCAGGGUUGUUGGGAGGAUUAAUGCCUGGGGGGGGGGGUGAGGUUGGAGAGAAGACAGCGACUGUCCUGAGGCCACGCAAUUAGCUUCUUAGCCGAGUGGUUGGGAUUCAAACCCUGGUCUCUCCCUGGUCUGGCACUCUUAACCCCUAGACCACCCCUGGCUGCCAGGGCUGCUGUGAGAGUGGCAUAUGAUCUCCCCUUUGAGGAAGAAGGAAUAACAGAGCCUCGUGGCUCUUAACGCCUAACCAGGUUUUUUUUAUGGUUUCAUGGCGUAUUAUGGCUUGUUUUGGACUACAACUCCCAUCAGCCCCAGCACCAUACAGCCGUGCCGACUGGGAGCAUGGACUACUGCUGGUUGAUGGCCGUAGUAAACUGAUUGAUUGAUAAGCAACAAAGGCAGUUCCCUGUCCUGAGGAGCGAAAGUGUCCCCAACAGAUAUCUUAAAUAUUUGGUUCCAUUUGUUGACGAAAUAAUAAGUAAGCUUUUCAGUCCUUGGCACUUCACAUUAAAAAAAAAACAAACCUGUUUUAGCAAACUGGUUUAAUGAAAAAUGCCCUCUUUUAAUUUUGGGCCAUCACAGCUGUCCUCAUACUUUGGCUUCCUGAAACUGUCAUGCAAAUGACAAUACUGCCUGUUUUGCUAACCUGCACUUUUUAAGCUCUGGAGGCGUCCUGCAUGCUUCCUGUUUUGUCUUUAUAGUUAAAAAAAGAUGGAGACAUCUUUAUGAAGCCCUGGAUUGAAAGCAGGAACUGUAAUCUAGAGGAGUAGUUACCUUUCCUGCACGGUGCUGACCUCAUACACUUACAAACCCUUUCCAGUAGCACCUUAGAGACCAACUAAGUUUGUUAUUGGUAUGAGCUUUCGUGUGCAUGCACACUCAUACCAAUAACAAACUUAGUCUCUAAGGUGCUACUGGAAGGAAUUUUUUUUUAUUUUGUUUCGACUACGGCAGACCAACACAGCUACCUACCUGUAACUUACAAACUCUGUUUCUGUAUAACAUCUCACUAUCUUCUGCCCUCGUCAAACCACAAAGGAGAAGAACUUCAGAGCUAGGGGACUCUGUUGGAUUGGUUGUUGGAGUCGUGUUUUCAGUCUUCACUCAGCCAUCGACUGUUUUCAGUGUUCUUCUUCAGGUCUGAUCAACCAAAGUAGCUGAGAUCAUGAAAGGCACAAAGGAAUAUUUUUGCUUAACUUGAGCCAUAAAAUAGGGAAGGGUCUAACUUUGUAGGAUGGACUAGUUAAGCCUUUAUUGAGCCUCAGGACUAUAAGGUGUCUGAAAUUGUGACAUUUUUGGUAAAGUUGUUUUUCUUCUUCUUUAAGAUUCUGCCACUUGGGAUUCAAAGGGGUGAACGUCACUGCUAAACAACCCCUACACAUUGCCUCCCAACAGAACCUGCUCCUUCCUCCCACAGUACUACAGAUGAAAGGUGAGUGCUAGGCUUGUUGGGCAGUUUGCGAUCACAAUUCUGUGGGGGAAUGCUGUGAUAAAAACUUGCAAUUCUCUGAAAUUGCUACAUCACGACAAAAAGUAUAUUGAGUAAGCAUACUGUUCAGUCCAACAUCUCUUCUUGAGUGUGUAUGAGUAUUUCCAUAAAGUCGUCAGAAUUAUUUCCAUGUAUAAAGUGUGUAUUUGCUUCUAACUUUGGAUCUGGGCUUCUCAAUUUUUGUUGAGUUUCUGUAAGCCAUGAAAAUAAAAAUUGAGCCGAGAGAGAGAGAGAGAGAGAGAGAGAGAGAGAGAGAGAGAGUUGUGAAUGCCCAGUGGGCAGAAGAUGGACUGAGAAAGGCAACGCCCCCACACCUCAUUGACCAAGGCCAUUCUCGGCUCUUUUUUUCUUCACAACAUUCAUUUUUGUUAUUUGUUUGAACUCCUGCAGCAGAAGGGAGGGGUGGGGAGAGACAAGAUUGCCUGUUCGAGAAACUUAGUCCAUCUAAAUAAAAUUGCCAUGUUCAGGGACAAUAUGCCUCUGAGAAUCAGAUGCUGGAGACAAAGACAUGGGAAGGUCUUUGUGUUUGUGCCAUGUAGUUUGUGCCAUGUGUAUGUGCUACAUAUUUGUGCCAUGCUCGUAGGCACCAAUAAGUUUGUGGCUGGUCCCUCUGGGGGCCAGAAUACUGGACUAGAUGGGCCUUGUGUCAAAUCCAGCCCAGCUCUUCUUGUUUGUGUUUUAUGAAGGUUGGGUGCAAAUCAGAUUACUACAAACCUAACAGUUUUUUAUUCUUUUUUUUUAUUCCAGUGAGGUCUAUGUUUGUUCAGACACAGGAUACUCCAAAUCCAAACAGCUUGAAAUUUAUCCCAGGAAAGCCAGUGCUGGAAUCUAGAACUAUGGAAUUCACUUCUCCAGCUUCCACGUAUUGCUCACCCUUAGCAAGGUUUGUUGUUGCCUUGUUGUUGGUUGUAUGACAAUAACUUAGUUAUGUGUCCAGAUCAAAGUACUUUUAAGUGGUACUUACUUAGGAGCAAACUACAUAUUGCACCGUAGCUGCUGUAAUGAAGCCCUGGGAGCAUAUUAUCCCGUGCAAAGCUUUAUUGGGAAGUGGAUGCUUUGCAUCAGAGAAGGGAGUGUUUAAUCAUCUCCCUGUCUUCCUCUAAAAUGCCCCCUUGCCCAACUGUGGUUGCCCCUGUCCCUGUUCUGGACUUAUUUGUGCCUUGCAAGCACUAAUCAGGACCUUGUGAGAUUGAAAGCAGACUGGGGACAGAGUUUGCAGCAGAGGGGUUAAAUGUAGUUUACCCCUUUAAAAAAUCUGUUCUGUUGUUGGAAUGGGUAUUAAUCAAUUCCAACAGCAUAAGAAAUGUUAUUGGACCCUAACCCCUCCCCAAAUAAAGACGGCCCACAAGACAGAAGAAAAACAAAGUGGGGGGAAUGAUUAGCGCAAAUCAAACCUAGUCAAAUCAAGUCAAGAAAUGUCUAGUCAGUCCAGGGUGCAGUUCCGCAGGUGUCCAUGUGAGGCAGGCAGGCAGAACCUAUGUAUGUUCCUUUACAGUAGCAUAAUCAAUAAAUCUUGCUCAAGUAGCAUAACAUUUAUAUGAUGUGGUUCCUUUGAGAUGAGCAUAGAUUUCACUUGUUAAAUGUUCCUUUAAAGUCAAACUCCAUGUCAGCGUAGUCCAUUCUCACAUGAGGUUCCCUGAUAAUGUCCUCCAAUGUUUUGCUAUCAUAGGUCUAGCAGCUGCCAGAACAAUAGAGUUAAAUCUUAGCACGUUAAUUCUCUGGAGUCAUUAUCUGAAAUUGAAGGAAGGGCAAAUCUGGGAUCGGGAGUCAGUAAUUGGUUGGUUAUUGAUUCAGUCUCUCUAAAUAUUUUACAUGAGUAGUUUCCCCUUUUUAUAUAUAUAUAUACAAUGAACUCAUUCUCAUGCAUGUUUACAUGCAAGUAUUCUGGAUUCAAUGGGAUGCAGGUGGCGCUGUGGUCUAAACUACAGAGCCUAGGGCUUGCCAAUCAGAAGGUCGCGGUUCGAAUCCCCUUGAUGGGGUGAGCUCCCGUUGUUCGGUCCCAGCUCCUGCCCACCUAGCAGUUCGAAAGCACAUCAAAGCGCAAGUAGAUAAAUAGGUACUGCUCUGGCGGGAAGGUAAACGCCUUUUCCGUGUGCUGCUCUGGUUCGCCAGAAGCGGCUUAGUCAUGCUGGUCACAUGACCUGGAAGCUGUCUGCGGAUAAAUGCCGGCCUAUAGAGCAAGAUGAGCACGCAACCCCAGAGUUGUCCGCGACUGGACCUAAUGGUCAGGGGUACCUUUACCUUUAUUCUGGAUUCAGGGAAGUGUUCUAGGGUUGGAGCCUUAGUGGCCUACAGACCUACAAACGUUCAUGGGUAUACUGAUACAAAGAAACCUGGAAGCUCACAGUGAGCAGGAGUUUUGAAUGAAGAUCUUUAUUUUUCUUGUUUUUGUUUUGGUAGGCAGCUCUUCAGGAUUGAAGGAGUUAAAAGCAUUUUCUUUGGAACAGACUUCAUCACAGUCACAAAGGUAACCGGUAACCCUAAAAGAAUAUUGUAGUGCGUGUCUGCACAGGGAAUGAUAAUAGAAUCAAAGAAUUGUAGAGUUGGAAGGGACCCUUGUCCAACCUCAUGCAAUGGAAUCUCAACUAAAGCAUUGAUGGCAGAUGGCAUCCAACCUCUGCUUUAAAACCUCUAGGGAAGGAGAGUCCACCACCUUCUGAGGGAGACUGUUCCACUGUCAAACAGCUCUUGCCGUCAGAAAGUUCUUCCUGAUGUUUAGUAAGAAUCUCCUUUCUUGUAACUUGAAUCCAUUGGCUCAGGUCUUACCCUCUAGAGCAGGAGAAAACCAGCUUGCUCCAUCUUUCAUGUGGCAACCCGUCAGAUAUUUGAAGAUGGCUAUCAUAUCUCCUCUCAGUCUGUUUUCCAGGCUAAACAUACCCAGCUCCUUCAACAGUUCCUCAUAAGGCUUGGCUUCCAGACCCUCCACCAUCUUGGUCAGCCUCAUUUGCACAAAUUCUGUAUAAAUAUUCUAAACCAGUGAUUCCCAGUUGUUUUUCUGAAGAUCCCAGGGGGUCUGCGUAACCCACCCAGGGAGUCCAUAGCACAUCCCUGUUAACUGUAUGGGGCAUCCUGUUUGGCCUGGAAGACACGCAUCCUGGUUUUGCACUAGGACAUGUUGGAGGGUAUGGUGGCACCAUUCACAUAACAAAAACUAGCACAGAGAUAGCAACAUUUUCAGAAGUAGGGGGUCCAUGGCUUGGCUUUUGAAAAACAGGGGGUCUGCAGUUCUUAGCUAAAUGGGAACCACUGUUCUAAACAUCCCAGAAGAGUGCACUUCUGCUAUCCCUUACUGUGCAGACCAUGCUCUCCUUAAAACCUUCCAAAAAUAGAAGAUACAAAAGACAUGCCAGUUUUUAAGUUGCUAUAGUGCCAGAAACUAUGUGCUAUUCAUAGAUUCAAAGGACCUACAUUUUCCCACAAGGCUUUAAAAAACUGUUUUUGGUCUGAUUCAGCAAAGCUGUUCAUGUAUACCUAACCUAAUUCUUGAAAUCUUUGUAGGAAAAUGAAGAAGUGGAUUGGAACUUAAUUAAACCAGAUAUUUAUGCAACUAUUAUGGAUUUCUAUGCUUCUGGCUUACCUGUUAUUACUGAAGAGGCACCUCGUACAGACACAGGUAAAUGGCUAAUAUUGAAUACGUUGAUGGAGGAGAGUAUUGGAUGUUAGUGGCAGGUUACAUCCUCUACUUGUGAGCUUGCCUGGCCACUGUUGGAGAUGCAGUCUUGGGCUAGAUGGCUCACUGGUGAGAGAGAAAAGGCUGGUUCAUUAUUAUUAUUAAAUGUAUAUCCUGCCCUUCUUCCGUGGCAAACAACAAGGAACAAAACAAUGCAAACAUGAGAAAUGGUUCCUGGACAGAUGCAAAUGGUGUUCCUGAGGGCUGCUUGCAAGGUCUUUGCUGCUGUGAUAGGCCAGGGCUUACAGGGACACACUCUUGGUUUUUUCCAAUUUUUCCAAUUUCUCUGUUCAGCUUGCUCUAGGCACAGUUUUCCUUCUUAUUACAAUACAGUAUCUGAGGAGCUUUUGAUAUGGGAGGACUUACAGGACUUUAUUAUUGGAUUGGGGUAUAAAAUCAAACAGAAGGUCUUAAAUUUCAGGUUUUACUGUGGAACAAUUAAUAAUAGAGUUUACCAACAAGAUUCAUACAACAUGGAAAUCCAGAGGAAUCUGAUAUUUGGGAAUUUUUAUAUUGUAAACUCCUGCUGAAAUAAUUUAUGGUAAUUACAUUCAGAACUCCCCAUAAAAUACCUAAAUAUGGUGGCUUGGCAGUACCUGAUAAUAGCAAGCAGCCUUGUUCUGCCACAACUUGGUGGUAGAAAUAUUAAAACUUAUUGGGUAUUAGAGCAAAUAGGGAUCCCAAUAUUAACAGUGUUGGUGUGGAGAUCAGAAAGAAGCCAGUAGAUCAGUCAUUGCAAUAUGUGACUUUUUGAAAGCAAAUAAGAUAGUUGAAUUUAUGAAAACGUGAGACUGUGCUCACAAGAUGAUGGGGAAGUUUUUAAUAUUAACAUGCCUGGUAAGCAAUGGAAUGAUUCAUGUUGUAAUAGCACAAUAUCUUUUAGAGAUGUUGCUGCCAGGGAGAUUUCUUUUUUACAAGAUUUUGUACUUAUGGUAUUACCUUCCAUACAAGUUACAGAAAACGCAUAAAUGAGACCAUCUUAUUUGAAAUGUGGCCAAGGGUGUGUGGAGUUUGAACAUAUUUGUUCUUGUAAAGAUAUAACACAAGUAGGCUAUGAAGCAAGCAGGACAACAGCUAGCACACAAGGGCUGGAAGUCUCAGAGCGGCUAUUACCAAACACAAGUAAGAGCGCACCGUUGUGCUUCUUUUGUGGCAGGGACAGUGGUGAUGCAGGCUCACUUUUCUGCAGUCAUUUUAUCCCCAAGAAGCUGUCCAGCAGAGCUUUUUCAGGCGGUAAAUGGAUUAUUUUCAAGGAAUGUUGUGGAAACAUUUAUCAAGUAAGAUAAGCAUGAUUCAUUCCUUUUGUCUUGCAUAUACCACACAAGCUCCAUCUGAAGAAGACGACGAAGUUGUAUUAAUGAUAAAAGAGCUCCUGGAUACUAGAAUAAGGUACAGCUACAACUGUGUUUCCUAUACACUGUUGGUGUUUCAUGAAGGUGGCAGAGUAAUGAAUGUGCAAUUCUGCUGAUAGCCAGUUUGAUGGAUUGGCAGAGAUGCUGGUGCUUCUUCCUAGGUUGCCUCUGAAAAGAGUAUUUUGUUCACUUUGCGGGAUGCUUGCUGUGCUCCCAGCCCACUUUCCCCCAAGAGCUUUUACAAUGCUUUGAAAGAGGCAUGUGACUUAAAAAUUCACUUCAGAAAGAGAUUGCAGUAAACAUAUUCAAAAUAGGGGAGGUAAGAAGAAUUUAAAAUAGACGUUCCCUUUGGAUCUUUAGCUUUUAUCACUCUGAUCCCUGAAUAUAUAUUUCUGUUAGAAUCCCUUGCCCUCUGAUGUUAGCCAGGAGGACAGCAGGGAAAUUUUUUACAGUUGCACAUUUAUAUAUUGGUGCUUAUGUCAAUAUCUGCACUGAAGCGCUUCCAGCAUUUUAGUGAGUGCCAGUCUGACAGACAGAGCCUUCGUUGUUCCUUUGGAAAAUAACAGCCUGUCUGUUGGGAAGUGAAAGGGCAGUAUAAGUGGAGAAUGAAGACGCUGGUUUCAUUGGAAUGUAGGUGCAGCUUGUUCUUGAAUGAAUACCCAACCCCUGAAUUGCAUGCAUUAAUUUGCCAGCUACAAUCCAGUUUGUCUGUUGUGAUGACAUUUCAGAAGCCAAAGCGGGAUUGACAGGAGCAAGGACUUCAGCAUUUUACAUAGCUUCUCAUUACCACUACCCAGAUUGCAAAGAGAAAAGUUGCAAACUGGGCAAAUGCAUGCAAAAUGACUGGAUUUGUAUAAUUUAUUCCAGUUUCAGUAAUCAGCUCUUAUUGUCUACUGACAAAGUAGGGGUUGCCCUGGCAGAGAGCAUGCACAUAAAAUAAACAGAAGAUACUCAGCUCGGGAUCAGCUGUUCUAAGAAAAAUUUGCUGAUGGUGGAUUUGAAGGAGAAGGGAGGUGUUUUGAUGAACUGCAAGAGUUGGGCUGUUCUGAGAAUAAGCGUUCGUGCAACAGAGAAGGUAUAGAGGUGGGAUACAAAGAGGAGGUGGCCAAAAAAGUGGGGGUGAGAACUACUUCUAAAUGUAUAGAAAUGUUUGGGGUUUUAAGUGGUUUACCCCACUAAUACUUUGAAAUCUUAUCGACAAUGUUCCUCAGGCCAACAGUCCAGGAAGAUGGUGGGGAUGUCAUCUUUAAGGGCUUCGAAGAUGGGAUUGUGCAGUUAAAACUGCAAGGCUCCUGCACAAGCUGCCCCAGUUCUAUCAUCACCCUGAAGAAUGGGAUACAAAACAUGCUGCAGUUCUAUAUUCCGGAAGUAGAAGGUGUGGAACAGGUAGGCACAAAUUGAAGGCUGUUAAAAAUUGGGGUGGUUUGUUCAUUGAAUUUCUUCUCCACAUCUCAAAGCGUCUCUGUACAAGCAAGUUUUUACGAAUGAAAGUUGACACUUCAGAUCCGAUAACUGGGUUCAGUGCAAAAAAAAUUAGGUAUAGAAGGGCAUUAUAGAAGUAACAACAGAUUAUGAAACAGGAUUUCUCUGGGCACAAGUGAGACCAGCAUCAACGUGUUGCAGUUUCCUUUUGUACCCCUACCCCACCUGGAGUGUUUCUCUUCAGGGUUCCAGCAAAUCAUGCUGUCCACCAGAAUGUUUUAUUCCAUUUCCCCACCCUCUGGCUGUCUUUCCCCCUUUUUUCCAACCGGUAUGCAAUAUUUCAGUCAAAACAGCAGAGUUGUGCUUGCCAGCAUCACAGAAACCGUGAUCCAAGGCAUGGGGCCCAGUGAACAACCAACAAAUCACAGAAUGUAUCUGUGGAUACAGAGGGGAUGAGUGGGGCGGUGUCUGAAUCAGCUGUGGGGAACCUUUGGCCAGCCAGAUGCUGGACUACAACUCCCUUCAUCCUUGACCAUGGGCCAAGCUGGCUGGGGCUGAUGGCUUACAGCAACAUCUGCAGGGCUGCACCGACUGUGUUGUGUUGAGAAAGAGAUGGCGACGGCAUGGGCUUUACUUUGCUUUCUCCAGUCUGUGGCAACAAGAGUUAUGUGGGAACAGUGAUCUUCGGUCAAGAAGACGGCUUUUCUCAUAUUACUGACAAUCUCAUCCACACUCUUAGCAAGUCAUAGUUCUUUGGAAGAGCUGCUUCAUUUUGAGCUGGAAAUGCUGGGUUGGAUGUAGAAAGGAGGUUAUUCCAUGGUUUUCUUGAGAUAAUUCUACUGGUGUAAAUUUAAAGUUACAGUAGGUGUAAUUAUAAAUUUAUACUAAGUGGCCAUUUGUGAUUUUAAAAAGCAUAACUCUGCUUUUCAAAAUAACAUUCAAUACUUGUGUUUCAUCUGUAUUGUGAACUAAAAGGAUCUCGAGAACCUUUUGAUUUCUGACACCUGUAUGUGCAUGUGUUUUUAUUUUUUAAAAGCUGCCUAUCCCUUAGUAUUGCAAUCUUAUCUUUCAGGUUGUCGAUAACGAAGAAGAAGAAGAACAAGCGAAGUCAACCUAAAUCAGGGAAAGCUUUGGACUCUUGAGCUAAAAUUAUUUUGCAAGCUGAUUUGUCUAAAUUAGCCACUCGCUAUAGAAAAAUGUUCAGCUGUUGUCACAACUUUUCCCAGACACAGAACUGUUUCUUUCACUGCUUCAUGGUUCUAAGAAAACACGUGAAAAGUAUUCUUGAAAGUGUGGCUGUCCGUUUGCUGCUAUUCUUGUAAACAAAAAGAAGAAAAUGUAUAGAUUUUGUUUGGUCAGAAUGUGACAUUUAUAAAAUAUUUCCCCUCUCUGUUGGAUUUAGGUAGCUUUUGUGGUGACCUACAGCCCAUACUGUUGGAAGAAUUAUGUAGUGAUAAAUACAGAUAUAAAUUAUUGCUUUAUUAUUUUGAGGCCUUCCUGUUAUAUAAGCCAUGUUUUUAUUCUUCUUCGUGGGUCUGUUGUCUUAUCAACACUGUAUAUAUAUAUCUUUGCUACUAAAUGCACAAUACUGGGUGAAUCCUGAUAACGGUUUCCUUAUUAUUGGUCACAAAUGGGGAUUAGAAACUGAACUUAACCCUUGAAAAUAAGAAAACCAACUCUUUUGCUACUGUACUUUCUUGAAUACAUCAAAGUAGUUGCAACAGCAAAAUUAAAGUGUGUUAUGGUCCAGCAAACCCACAUUACCGUAUUGGCCUGAAUAUAAGCUGCACCCAUAUAUAAGCCGCACCUUUAAAAUUCAAGAGGGG